GGCCGGAGCGGGGCCGGGGCCGGGGCCGGAGCGGGAGCCCCGGGGCCAGAGCGGGGCCGGGGCCGCUCCCCCGCCAUGUCCAAGCUGCUGCCGGCGCAGGAGGCGGCCCGGAUCUACCACACCAACUAUGUGCGGAAUGCGCGGGCCAUGGGGGUGCUCUGGGCCCUCUUCACGCUCUGCUUCUCCAUCCUGAUGGUGGUGACCUUCAUCCAGCCCUACUGGAUCGGCGACAGCAUCGACACGCCGCAGGCCGGCUACUUCGGCCUCUUCUCCUACUGCAUCGGCAACGCGCUCACCGGUGAGCUCAUCUGCAAGGGCAGCCCCCUGGACUUCGGCACCAUCCCCUCCAGUGCCUUCAAAACUGCCAUGUUCUUCGUAGGCAUCUCCACCUUCCUCAUCAUCGGCACCAUCCUCUGCUUCAGCCUCUUCUUCUUCUGCAACGCAGCCACCGUGUACAAAGUCUGUGCCUGGAUGCAGCUGGCAGCGGCUACAGGGCUGAUGAUUGGCUGCCUGAUCUACCCUGAUGGCUGGGACUCGAGCGAGGUGAAGAGAAUGUGCGGGGACAAAACUGACAAAUACACCCUGGGCGCCUGCACCGUGCGCUGGGCUUACAUCCUGUGCAUCAUCGGCAUCCUGGACGCCCUCAUCCUCUCCUUCCUGGCCUUCGUGCUGGGCAACCGGCAGGACAACCUCCUCCCCUCGGAUUUCAAAGUGGAGAGCAAAGAAGAGGAAAAUGACUGACAGAGCUGAUCACCCUGGACAUCCAGAGCUCUUCUUCCAUCAGCCCUUUUCUUUGAAGUGACUCUUCUAGGAAGCUAAACUUACCAAAUUCUGUGGAUUUUCUACAGCCGUUUUCUUCACCCAUGGGGCUGCUCUUGGCUCACAGCUCUUGUGGAGCUUAUUUGGUGGAAAGAGCCCAAAAUGGACAUAAGAGUUUUCCAUAAGAGAGUCCAUCAGCAAGAGGGACAAGAGGGCAAGGAUGGCAACUUGCUGCUUUUUGGGGGGUUUGUACACCUUCUUUCAAGGAAAUUAAUUAAAAAAAAAAACCCCAAAAACACCAAAACAUCA
Messenger RNA from Serinus canaria (Common canary), 1068 nucleotides. It is a transcript of the gene LHFPL5, whose product is annotated as LHFPL tetraspan subfamily member 5. The coding region runs from base 76 to 741 and encodes 221 amino acids. Gene Ontology annotation, biological process: sensory perception of sound; detection of mechanical stimulus involved in sensory perception. The transcript has 4 exons. Gene Ontology annotation, cellular component: plasma membrane. The record is from RefSeq and is a predicted model, not a curated record. Lineage: Eukaryota; Metazoa; Chordata; Aves; Passeriformes; Fringillidae.